AUGACUUUCCCUUCUGAACUUGACAACACUGUCAAGCUCGAGGACCCGGACGCCUUGCACGACCGGUUGUUUGUUAAGAAGGAAGAAUUGGAUGCAGACUCGUAUAAGGACCUUGUUUUCAAGCCUAAACCCGUCAAGAGAACAAGAACAAAAUACCGACCUCCAAACGGCACAAUAUUGAAUCUAGACGGCUGCGCCACUUUGAAGUCUUUGAAUGACACCUACGACUACGACGACGUGUUGUUUAUGUGCCAGGCCCUUUCAAAAUCAAAGAAAAUUGUCACAAUCACCGGAGCAGGAGUCUCUGUCGAGUCUGGGAUUCCUGAUUUCCGUUCCGCAAACGGCCUGUUUCAAGGCUUUGCCUCGAAAUCAAACGGAUCAGGUAAAAACCUGUUUGAUUACAACGUGUUCCGGUCCUCAGAAUCCAUCAAAGAGUUCGAAAACAUGAUCCAUAAACUGUACAUUCUAUCAAACAACUGUCAACCGUCUCCUUUUCAUUUGAUGCUCGACAAAAUUUCGCACCAAGGACGUCUUUUGCGUCUUUACACCCAAAAUAUUGACUGUCUCGACACCCAACUGCCCAACUUGCAGACCAAAGUGCCCCUGGCUUUCAAAAAACCGUACCCUAAAACCAUCCAGCUACACGGGAAUAUUAACCUUGUUAAUUGCUCUAAAUGUCAUUACGUGAAAGAACUAGACAAGUCGUUUUUCGAUGAAAAUCGCACCGUUAUACAAAAUUGUCCAGAAUGCGAGGAGUUGAACGCAGUGCGUGCAAUCGCCGGCCGCAGAGCUCAGUCGGGCGGUGUUCUGAGACCCAGAAUAGUGUUAUACAACGAGUUCCAUCCAGACGGUGAAAUAAUCGGCAACAUCACCGAGUCCGACUUGAAAAGCCGCCCGGACUGUUUGCUUGUUGUUGGGACCACCUUGAAAAUUCCAGGGGUCCGUCGUCUGGUGAAAGAGAUGGCCAAAGUUGUUCAUUACAACAAGGGAAGCGUGAUAUGGGUCAACGUUGACCAGCCGUCUCAGUCCAUUGUGGACUAUGUUGAGCAUUUCGAUCUUAUCGUCACUGGAAGUUGCCAAAUACUCCCGUCAUUACUGGAGGAGUACGAAGCGUUGCAACCAAAGAAACGGCAAAGAAAGCCCAAAGAAGCAGGGCCAAAGAAUCAGUCCCAAUCCACAUCGUCCUCUGGGAUUUCCACCUCGUCAUGA
This is a messenger RNA of Ogataea philodendri, 1209 nucleotides long. RefSeq lists its product as uncharacterized. The record is from RefSeq and is a predicted model, not a curated record. Bases 1 to 1209 code for a protein of 402 amino acids. Lineage: Eukaryota; Fungi; Ascomycota; Pichiomycetes; Pichiales; Pichiaceae. Gene Ontology annotation, biological process: negative regulation of transcription by RNA polymerase II; replication-born double-strand break repair via sister chromatid exchange; pericentric heterochromatin formation. The transcript has a single exon. Gene Ontology annotation, cellular component: mating-type region heterochromatin. Gene Ontology annotation, molecular function: histone deacetylase activity, NAD-dependent; NAD+ binding.